Solanum dulcamara is the source of this 408-nucleotide messenger RNA. RefSeq names its product cysteine proteinase inhibitor 1-like. The coding region runs from base 1 to 408 and encodes 135 amino acids. Lineage: Eukaryota; Viridiplantae; Streptophyta; Magnoliopsida; Solanales; Solanaceae. The record is from RefSeq and is a predicted model, not a curated record. The transcript has a single exon. Gene Ontology annotation, molecular function: cysteine-type endopeptidase inhibitor activity.
AUGGCUAUCAAAUUCAAUCCCAUCCUUGUGACUCUCUUUGUGGUGGCUACCACCAUUCUCCUCCAUGUCUCGGACGCAAGACGCAUCCGGAGAGAGGCUUUGGCCGGAGAUUGGAAGCCCAUAACCAAUAUAACGGAGGAGGUGACAGAGAUAGGACAAUUUGCGGUGGAUGAACACAACAAAGAGGCCAAAACAACGUUAAAGUUUCAAAAAGUAAUAAAAGGAGAAACUCAAGUCGUUGAGGGAAUAAAUUAUCGAUUGGUCAUCGCAGCUAAGGACGGUGAUUUGACGCAUAACUACUUGGCUGUGGUGUGGGAAAAGCCAGGGGAGAAAUCUAGGAGCCUCACUUCCUUUAAACAAUUAUUAGAAGCAAAGAACAAAAAUGUAUUUUCACCUAAAUUUCAUUGA